UCUCUCAAUACAUUCCUAUAAGUUCAGCCUUGCCCCAAACUCUAAACCUCAUACUCAAAAUCAUCAAAUUUACUAGCAAUCAAAAGACCAGAGAAUCAAUUCAUAUAUCAAAAUCAAAGCAGAAAAACAGAGUUCAAUUCUUUUAGAAGAAAUUAAAUCAAAAUGAGUUCAAGCAGGAGAGCGUGGAUAGUAGCAGCCAGUGUUGGAACAGUUGAAGCCUUAAAAGAUCAAGUUGGAUUGUGUAGAUGGAAUUACCCAUUGAGGUCUUUGGCACAACACACAAAGAAUAACUUGAGAUCUUACUCUCAAGCUAAGAAACUUUCUUCUUCUUCACUUAUUGCAAGGAGCGACAAGGCAAAACAAUCUGAAGAGUCUUUGAGGACAGUUAUGUACUUGAGCUGUUGGGGUCCCAAUUGAUCUCUUCUCUAGGUAUCUUCAUUGUCAUUUUUGAAGACCCAAAGAUUUUCGAUAGACAGAAAGAAAAAAGAAAAAAAAAUGUAUGCUAUGAUUGUAAAUAGAGUUUAAGUCAUGCCAUCUUUAGAGAAGCAUGCAUUAUUUCGAAUCAUUCGAAGAAUGACACAUGAAAUUAUGAAGUACUGUAGAUAUUUUGAUGGAAUUAUGAUAUGAAAGAUCGAUUAGUACUCUGCAUCAA
This is a messenger RNA of Lycium ferocissimum, 652 nucleotides long. RefSeq lists its product as uncharacterized. The transcript has a single exon. NCBI's taxonomy places the organism in Eukaryota, Viridiplantae, Streptophyta, Magnoliopsida, Solanales, Solanaceae. The coding region runs from base 163 to 417 and encodes 84 amino acids. The record is from RefSeq and is a predicted model, not a curated record.